AUGUCGGUGAAGAACCGUACUAUACCCGGUCUCGACAGAAUCAAGCCUGAACAUCUGAAGUACCUACCGCCAGUCCUCAUCAACAGACUGGGAAGGCUCUUCACUCUUUAUCUGUCGGAAUGCAAGGUUCCUAAGCAAUGGAAAACCAGCAAGACCGUGCUGUUGUAUAAAAAGGGAGACCCACAAGACAUCGGCAACUACCGUCCAAUCUGCUUACUGUCUGUUAUCUACAAGCUCUUAACAAGAGUAAUUCUAAACAGGAUAGAAAGAACAUUAGAUGAAGGAUAG
This is a messenger RNA of Necator americanus (New World hookworm), 288 nucleotides long. RefSeq lists its product as uncharacterized. NCBI's taxonomy places the organism in Eukaryota, Metazoa, Nematoda, Chromadorea, Rhabditida, Ancylostomatidae. The transcript has a single exon. The coding region runs from base 1 to 288 and encodes 95 amino acids. The record is from RefSeq and is a predicted model, not a curated record.